This is a messenger RNA of Talaromyces marneffei, 1440 nucleotides long. RefSeq lists its product as uncharacterized. Gene Ontology annotation, molecular function: oxidoreductase activity, acting on the CH-OH group of donors, NAD or NADP as acceptor; NAD binding. The coding region runs from base 1 to 1440 and encodes 479 amino acids. The transcript has 7 exons. The record is from RefSeq and is a predicted model, not a curated record. Lineage: Eukaryota; Fungi; Ascomycota; Eurotiomycetes; Eurotiales; Trichocomaceae.
AUGUCCUCCGCAAGGGAUAUCAAUCUACCCCAAGAUGACCUAGCCCACCGAGUGUCCCGCAGUCUCGGUCUAUCAACUUCUCCCGCAGCCCCCAUCGCUUCUGCUGCCUCCAGCUUUGGCUUCUCAGCUGCUGUUCAUAGCACUGCUGCUUCGGUUGCUGCUGCCGCCUCUGCCGCAAAGCACUUGAAGCCCUUUGCUACUGAAGACAUUAAGAUUUUGCUGUUGGAAAAUGUCAACCAGACGGGUCGUGACAUUCUCGCUGCUCAAGGAUACCAGGUCGAAUUCUUGAAGACUUCGUUACCGGAAGAUCAGCUCAUUGAAAAGAUCAGAGAUGUCCAUGUCAUCGGCAUUCGUUCAAAAACACAACUCACCGCACGAGUCCUCAAGGAAGCGAAGAACCUAAUCGUCAUCGGCUGCUUUUGCAUUGGAACAAACCAGGUCGAUUUGAAGUUUGCUGCUGACAAUGGAAUUGCUGUGUUCAACUCGCCCUUCAGCAACUCCCGCAGUGUCGCCGAGUUGGUCAUUGCUGAGAUUGUCGUUCUAGCCCGUCAACUCGGUGACCGCUCAAAUGAGAUGCACAAUGGUACCUGGAACAAGGUUAGCAACAAGUGCUGGGAGGUUCGUGGCAAAACACUCGGAAUUGUCGGAUACGGUCAUAUCGGUUCCCAAUUGUCCGUGUUGGCUGAAGCAAUGGGUAUGAACGUCAUUUACUACGAUGUCGUGAACUUGAUGGCCAUGGGCACAGCUCGGCAAGUCCCUACACUCGACGAUCUUCUCCGUGAAGCCGAUUUCGUCACCCUCCAUGUUCCCGAGAUUCCCGAAACCCAGCGCAUGAUCGGCACAAAGCAAUUCGAACAGAUGAAAACCGGAAGCUACUUGAUCAAUGCAAGCCGUGGAAGUGUGGUGGAUAUUCCUUCCUUGAUCGAGGCAUCACGCGCCGGAAAGAUCGCCGGUGCUGCUCUUGACGUCUAUCCGAACGAGCCUGCUGGAAACGGCGAUUACUUCCAAAACGAUCUCAACAGCUGGGCCAAGGAUCUUCGCAGCUUAAAGAACAUUAUUCUUACACCUCACAUUGGAGGAAGUACCGAAGAGGCCCAGAGCGCCAUUGGUAUUGAAGUUGCCCAGGCUUUGGUCAAAUACGUCAACGAAGGCUCAACCCUUGGAGCAGUCAACUUGCCAGAAGUCAAUCUUCGUUCAUUGACGAUUGAUGAGCCUGAUCAUGCCCGAGUCGUCUAUAUUCACCAGAACGUGCCUGGUGUGCUCCGAAAAGUCAACGAAAUCCUUGGUGAUCACAACGUUGAUAAGCAGAUGACCGAUAGCAGAGACGAUGUUGCCUACCUUAUGGCUGAUAUCAGCAAUGUCGACACACCAACCAUCAAAGACCUUUAUGCGGCGUUGGAGAGCCUUUCAUCUCGUAUCAGGACACGUAUUCUCUAUUAG